UCCGGCCGGCGCGACCCUCUCCCGGAAGUUACGUCAGAGUGUCAACAUGCAAGAUGGCGGCCCAUCACCGGCAGAACACGGCCGGGCGGAGGAAAGUGCAGGUCUCCUAUGUUAUUCGAGAUGAAGUGGAGAAGUAUAAUCGGAAUGGGGUCAAUGCCCUGCAGCUGGAUCCAGCCCUGAACAGACUCUUCACAGCUGGCCGGGACUCCAUCAUAAGAAUAUGGAGUGUCAACCAGCACAAGCAAGACCCAUACAUAGCGUCUAUGGAACACCACACCGACUGGGUCAACGACAUUGUGCUCUGUUGUAAUGGGAGAACAUUAAUAUCGGCCUCCUCUGAUACAACAGUGAAAGUAUGGAACGCACAUAAGGGGUUUUGCAUGUCAACUUUAAGGACACAUAAGGAUUACGUCAAGGCCUUAGCCUAUGCCAAGGAUAAAGAACUGGUCGCAUCAGCUGGCUUGGACAGACAGAUAUUCCUUUGGGACGUGAACACUCUUACAGCACUGACUGCCUCAAAUAACACAGUCACAACUUCUUCUUUAAGUGGGAACAAAGAUUCCAUUUAUAGCCUGGCCAUGAAUCAACUGGGAACAAUCAUUGUAUCAGGGUCCACUGAGAAGGUUCUGAGGGUGUGGGACCCAAGAACCUGCGCGAAGCUCAUGAAGCUGAAAGGGCACACCGACAACGUGAAGGCGCUGCUGCUCAGCAGAGACGGCUCACAGUGCCUCUCGGGUAGUUCCGAUGGGACCAUUCGCCUUUGGUCUCUUGGCCAGCAGAGAUGUAUAGCAACCUACCGAGUCCAUGAUGAAGGUGUCUGGGCUCUGCAAGUCAAUGAUGCCUUCACACAUGUGUACUCGGGAGGAAGGGACAGGAAGAUUUACUGUACAGACCUAAGGAACCCUGACAUCCGGGUGCUAAUUUGUGAAGAAAAAGCACCAGUUCUCAAGAUGGAACUCGACAGGUCGGCUGACCCGCCUCCUGCCAUCUGGGUUGCAACAACUAAGUCUACAGUAAAUAAGUGGACACUGAAGGGGAUUCAUAAUUUCCGAGCAUCUGGUGAUUAUGACAAUGACUGUACAAACCCCAUAACACCCCUCUGUACGCAGCCCGACCAAGUCAUCAAAGGGGGUGCUAGUAUUAUUCAGUGCCACAUCCUCAAUGACAAGAGACAUAUAUUAACCAAAGAUACCAAUAAUAAUGUGGCGUACUGGGAUGUACUGAAGGCAUGUAAAGUUGAAGAUCUUGGCAAAGUAGAUUUCGAAGAUGAAAUCAAGAAAAGAUUUAAGAUGGUGUAUGUGCCAAACUGGUUCUCAGUAGACUUAAAAACAGGGAUGCUGACAAUCACUCUGGAUGAAAGCGACUGCUUUGCUGCCUGGGUCUCAGCAAAGGAUGCCGGUUUCAGCAGCCCUGAUGGCUCAGACCCAAAAUUGAACUUAGGAGGACUUUUACUCCAGGCAUUGCUAGAAUAUUGGCCUAGAACACACGUGACUCCAAUAGAUGAAGAAGAAAAUGAAGUAAACCACGUAAACGGGGAGCAGGAGAACCGCGUGCAGAAGGGAAAUGGCUACUUUCAAGUGCCCCCACACACUCCUGUGAUCUUCGGUGAAGCUGGAGGCCGCACGCUGUUCAGGCUGCUGUGCCGAGAUUCCGGGGGUGAGACCGAGUCCAUGCUCCUCAACGAGACAGUGCCGCAAUGGGUCAUUGACAUCACUGUGGAUAAAAAUAUGCCCAAAUUCAACAAAAUUCCUUUCUACCUCCAACCUCAUGCAUCUUCAGGAGCAAAAACCUUAAAAAAAGAUAGACUCUCUGCUAGUGACAUGCUUCAGGUCCGGAAGGUAAUGGAACAUGUUUAUGAGAAAAUUAUCAACUUGGAUAAUGAGUCACAAACCACUAGCUCUUCUAAUAAUGAAAAACCAGGAGAACAGGAAAAAGAGGAAGAUAUUGCUGUAUUGGCAGAGGAGAAAAUUGAGCUUCUGUGCCAGGACCAGGUUUUAGACCCAAACAUGGACCUUCGGACAGUGAAACACUUCAUCUGGAAGAGUGGUGGUGACCUCACCCUCCAUUACCGCCAGAAGUCCACGUGAGGGUGGGCUCAUACUCCUGGGUAAUCAUCGACCUUCCUCUGUGGCCCCAAGAGUAGUCCUAGGAAGCCCACUGAGCCCCCACGGGAGCAAGACUUCCUCCCUCAACCGGUUUGGUGUGGACCGAGAUUAUCUUUCAGUUGAAGUGACUAUCGAUGUACUAUAGAUACCAGUCUCCAUGCGUAGAUCAAGGUGUCUCUGGGAGGCGGAUGCAAGAGAAUAGCCCCAGGCGCAUGGUCUUGGAGGUGUACAGAGAGCCAGAGAACCGAACCUACAACCGGCCAGUGCAGACUGCUUCCUCUUUUUCUUUCAAAGGACCUGAUCCGUCUCUUAGCACUUGUUAGAGAAUGUCGGUGGGGUCUCAUCUCACUGUGCUUUCAUUUCCAACCCACAGGCUCUGUAGCUUUUCUAAGAGUACAUUCCAUUCACACAGCACCUAUGAAGGCUUUUUCCAAGUUUGUCAUAAAAGAAAACCAAGUUGGUUUCAGCAUUUGGGUUAUUUUACAUGGGAGCUUGCUGUUGCAUAAGCCAAAAGCCUGCCCAUUUCACAAGAAGUGGCCAGCGUUGGGUCUCCCCAAUGUCUUGUGAGACCUGCUGAAGCCCUGGUGCUGGGACACAGCACUCAGAAUUCCGGACCAGUUGGCACAGCAGCCCAUGCUUACCAGUGCUGCCCCAUAAUGCCCUGGGAGCCAUCCCUCUCCCUUCCAGUGCCAGGCCUCACAAGCAAGGGCAGUGGAGGCCUGCAGCUUCUCGCCCUGGGUGACAAGCCUGACACCGUCAAAACUUAAGACCGAAAUUGCAAUUUCAUCAACUGCUACCUAAAGUUCAUGUCGUCAGUAAGGAUAGAGUUGGUUUGCUAUUUACAUCACAGAAGUGUACAUAUUUGUUUUUCCAGUUUUUUAUGCAGGGUAUCCAUAUCUUUCCACUGCUGUUUCUAACAACCAGAAGCCUCACAAGUCACCUGGAUCUUGUACAGAAAUUUAACUUAUUGGGGAUAAACACUUGCAACUUUUGGCAGAAAAUAACUUUGGAUUCUUCCCAAGGUCGUUUGUACUCAGCAUAGGUCAGUGGUCCGCCCCUGAGCCCACAGCAGACGAGCCUCGCGUGAAGCCAGAAGCACAAGUGCCUUCCGAGGGCCGCUCACCCGGCCGUCCUCCCCGCUUGAGCGUGGCCGUCGCCACAGCACUAGGGACUGGGGAGGGGGCAGGAAAGUUUUUCCUUUUUUACAUCUUCACGGGUUCUGCUGAGGGCAGCUGACAGACCCAGGUCCGGACCUUACAUACUAAGAUGUUCUGAUCCGCACAACUGCUUGUUCAGUGCCGGCCAGCUAGCUGUGGGAAGUGGACAAGUCAUGGUUCCCUGCACCUUAGAGAAGUGAGCCAAGACAUAGCCCCUUCCCAAGGAGCCACAACGGUCUUCUCCUUCCUCACAGAGCUAAUAAUGGCUUCUUUUUAAGUCCUUUCUAUCUGUCUGUUGAAUACAACAGUGUGCUUUCAGUGCACAUUUUUUAGCAAUAGUUGUAAACUAAUAGCAAAAUAAUAAUACACCCAGGUCUCAUGUGUCUUCAGGAAGGGGCCUGUGCACUAUAGGGGCAGGGUCACCAGCCCUGUGUGCCGAGCCCUUCCUGUCAUAGAUCUGACCCCAGCAUGGUUAUGCUUCUUUUUCUCCUCCAGUCAAAAACCAGUAAUUACAGUUUCCAGGUCUGCAAUGCCAAAAGGGUCAAAAUCUGUAUUUCACAGUUGUAUAGAAUAAAGGCUUUUAGUUAUAAUA
Messenger RNA from Jaculus jaculus (lesser Egyptian jerboa), 3854 nucleotides. It is a transcript of the gene Wdr48, whose product is annotated as WD repeat domain 48. The transcript is spliced from 19 exons. Gene Ontology annotation, biological process: double-strand break repair via homologous recombination; protein deubiquitination. Gene Ontology annotation, molecular function: ubiquitin binding. The record is from RefSeq and is a predicted model, not a curated record. NCBI's taxonomy places the organism in Eukaryota, Metazoa, Chordata, Mammalia, Rodentia, Dipodidae. The coding region runs from base 54 to 2087 and encodes 677 amino acids.